Messenger RNA from Xenopus laevis (African clawed frog), 4692 nucleotides. RefSeq names its product collagen type I alpha 2 S homeolog (gene col1a2.S). Gene Ontology annotation, molecular function: extracellular matrix structural constituent. Gene Ontology annotation, cellular component: extracellular region; extracellular matrix. Lineage: Eukaryota; Metazoa; Chordata; Amphibia; Anura; Pipidae. The transcript is spliced from 52 exons. The coding region runs from base 136 to 4212 and encodes 1358 amino acids. The record is from RefSeq and is a predicted model, not a curated record.
UGAUGCGAUUAGAGUCGCAGGCGGCAGGUUCUGCUGAAAAUCUGGAAUUACCCGUCUAGAAGUGUAUGAAAGCACAGCUCAAUCUUAAGAACCGGACUCUCACUCACAAGGAGUCUGCAUGACUAGCCGCUAGCCAUGCUCAGCUUUGUGGAUACGCGGACUGUGCUGCUGCUGGCAGUCAGUCUUUACCUAACGACAUGUCAAUCUGUAAAUGAGGUUCAAAGGGGGCCCAGAGGAGACAAAGGCCCACAGGGAGACAGGGGCCCAGCAGGUCCUCCAGGUAGAGACGGCGUUGAUGGAGAACCAGGCUUACCCGGACCCCCUGGCCCACCUGGCCUUGGCGGAAACUUUGCUGCUCAAUAUGACUCAUCUAAAGCUGGCGGAGAACCUGGCCCUGCGGGUUUAAUGGGACCAAGAGGACCCCCUGGAUCACCUGGAUCCCCUGGUGCUCAAGGUUUCCAAGGACAUCCCGGUGAACCUGGUGAACCUGGCCAACCUGGUCCUGCAGGAAAUAAAGGUCCCACUGGUCCACCUGGAAAACCCGGUGAAGAUGGUCACCCUGGUAAAUCUGGAAGACCUGGUGAGAGAGGCGUUCUAGGACCUCAGGGUGCACGUGGUUUCCCUGGAACUCCCGGUCUCCCUGGAUUUAAAGGAAUUAGGGGUCACAAUGGUCUGGAUGGUCAGAAGGGAGCCCCAGGUGUUGCAGGUGUCAAGGGAGAAAAUGGUGCCAAUGGUGAAAACGGAUCCCCUGGUCAGGCUGGUGCACGUGGUCUCCCAGGUGAAAGAGGACGCGUUGGACCUCCUGGCCCAGCUGGCUCCCGUGGAAGCGAUGGCAGUGGAGGCCCCACCGGCCCAGCUGGUCCCAUUGGUUCUGCUGGUUCUCCUGGUCUUCCUGGUGCUCCUGGUGCUAAGGGUGAAAUUGGAUCUGCAGGAAGCACUGGUCCUUCUGGUGCUGCUGGUCCUCGAGGUGAACCUGGUGCACCUGGUGCUCUUGGGCCUGUUGGACCUGCUGGUAACCCUGGUGCUAAUGGAGUCAACGGAGCUAAAGGUGCAGCUGGUCUCCCUGGCGUAUCUGGUGCUCCUGGUUUGCCUGGCGCACGUGGAAUCCCCGGUCCCCCAGGACCUUCUGGUCCAGCUGGAGCUAGAGGACUUUCUGGUGAUCCUGGUGUUGCUGGUGGAAAAGGAGACACUGGUGCCAAGGGUGAACCUGGUUCUGCUGGUCCCUCUGGUCCUGCUGGUCCAUCUGGAGAAGAAGGCAGGAAAGGUCCCAACGGAGAACCUGGAUCAUCUGGGCCUGCUGGCAAUGCUGGAAUUAGAGGUGUUCCUGGAACUCGUGGUCUGCCUGGGCCUGAUGGUAGAGCUGGUGGAAUGGGUGCUCCUGGUAGUCGUGGUUCUACUGGUUCUCCUGGAGCCAGAGGUCCAAAUGGUGAUGCUGGACGCCCUGGAGAGCCUGGUCUUCUUGGUGCAAGAGGGCUUCCUGGUUUAUCUGGCAGCCCUGGACCUGCUGGCAAGGAAGGUCCUGCUGGUCCUCAAGGUCUUGAGGGUCGUUCUGGUCCCGCUGGUCCACCUGGCGCAAGAGGUGAACCUGGUAGCAUUGGAUUCCCUGGCCCCAAGGGUCCAUCUGGUGAACCUGGAAAGAAUGGAGAUAAGGGAAGCCAAGGUCCUUCUGGAAACAGGGGAGCCCCUGGACCCGAUGGUAACAAUGGAGCUCAAGGACCCCCAGGACUUGUUGGCAAUACAGGAGACAAAGGUGAACAAGGUCCUGCUGGUGCCCCAGGCUUCCAGGGUCUUCCAGGACCCGGUGGCCCUGCUGGAGAACUUGGCAAACACGGAGAAAGAGGUGCUCCUGGUGACUUUGGUCCUGCUGGCCCAGCUGGAACAAGAGGUGAACGUGGUACUCCUGGAGAGAGUGGUGCUGCAGGUCCAUUUGGACCUCUUGGACCCCGAGGCCCAACUGGUGCACCUGGAUCUGAUGGAGCCAAGGGAGAACCUGGUGCAGCUGGAUUAAACGGUGCUCUUGGACCAUCCGGCCCUGGCGGAAUCCCAGGAGAGAGAGGUGCAGCUGGUAUUCCUGGACCAAAGGGAGACAAGGGUGAUGCUGGCCAUGCUGGAGAAUAUGGUAACCCAGGAAGAGAUGGUGGUCGUGGUGCUGCUGGUGCUGCUGGUGCUCCCGGUCCUGCUGGUUCUGCUGGUGACAGGGGUGAAUCUGGCCCCGCUGGUCCUUCUGGUCUUGCUGGUCCUCGUGGAGCUCCUGGUGAACGCGGAGAGGCUGGUCCAGCUGGUUCUACUGGUUUUGCUGGUCCAUCUGGUGCAGCUGGUCACAAUGGUGUCAAGGGAGAAAGAGGACCAAAAGGACCAAAGGGUGAAGGUGGUUCUCCUGGUGCUCUUGGUGCAGUUGGCUCUCACGGACCUGCAGGUCCCAAUGGUCCAGCUGGCACUACUGGUCCCCGAGGUGAUGGCGGUUCUCCUGGUGCAAACGGUUUCCCCGGUCCUGCUGGAAGAACUGGUGCUCCUGGCCCUGCUGGUAUUGUUGGUCCUGGUGGCCCUACAGGCCACCCUGGUAAGGAUGGUGCAAGAGGUCCUCGUGGUGACAGUGGACCAGUUGGCCGUCCUGGAGAACAAGGUAUCGGUGGUCCACAAGGUGUGUCUGGCGAGAAGGGUCCAUCUGGUGAAUCUGGUCCUGCUGGUGCUCCUGGAGCUUCUGGUCCUUCUGGUAUGCUUGGUUCUCUUGGUAUCUCUGGUCUUCCAGGAUCUAGAGGUGAACGUGGUUCCCCUGGUGGCCCUGGAUCUAAUGGUGAGCCAGGUCCUGCUGGUCCUGCUGGUGCUGCUGGUGCCCGAGGUCCAUCUGGCCCCGUGGGCUCUGCUGGUCCUAAUGGUGUUCCUGGUGAAGCUGGUCGUGAUGGCAAUCCUGGUAAUGAUGGUCCAUCUGGUCGUGAUGGUCUUCCUGGAAUUAAGGGAGAACGUGGCUAUCCUGGAAACACUGGCCCUGCUGGAUCUCUUGGUGCUGCUGGAGCUCCAGGAGCUGUUGGCCCUGCUGGAAAAUCUGGAAACCGUGGUGAACCUGGUUCAGUUGGUCCUUCUGGAGUUGUUGGCCCCGCUGGUCCCAGAGGCCCAGCUGGAGUACAAGGUGGUCGUGGUGACAAGGGUGAAGCUGGUGAGAAGGGAGCUAGAGGUUUGGAUGGACGCAAAGGACAUAAUGGUUUACAAGGUCUCCCUGGUCCUGCUGGUUCUCCAGGAGAAACAGGUCCUGCUGGUACCAACGGUCCAUCUGGCCCAAGGGGUCCAGCUGGCCCAUCCGGCCCUCCAGGCAAAGAAGGACGUUCCGGACAUAAUGGUCCAAUCGGCCCAGUCGGUCUUCGUGGUCCAGCUGGUCACCAAGGUCCUGCUGGUCCCCCUGGAUCACCUGGUCUUCCUGGUCCUCCUGGCUCAAAUGGUGGUGGAUAUGAUGGUGGCUUUGGUGGUGAAUACUUCAGAGCUGACCAGCCUGCUCGCAGACCAAAGGAUUAUGAAGUUGACGCCACUCUGAAAUCUUUGAACAAUCAAAUUGAGACAAUCCUUACCCCAGAAGGCUCAAAGAAGAACCCUGCCCGCACUUGCCGUGACUUAAGACUCGGUCACCCAGACUGGAGCAGUGGAUUCUACUGGAUUGAUCCUAACCAAGGCUGCACAUCUGAUGCCAUCAGAGUAUUCUGUGAUUUCUCCACUGGUGAGACCUGCAUCCAUGCCAACCCAGAAAACAUUCCACAGAAGAACUGGUACACUACCAAGACCAAGGAUAGGAAGCCUGUAUGGUUUGGUGAAACCAUUAACGGUGGCACACAGUUUGAAUACAACGAUGAAGGAAUCACUUCCAAGGACAUGGCCACUCAGUUUGCUUUCAUGCGUUUGCUGGCUAAUCACGCAUCUCAGAAUAUUACUUACCACUGCAAGAACAGCAUUGCCUAUAUGGAUGGACAGACCGGAAACCUGAAGAAGGCCAUCUUGCUACAAGGAUCCAAUGAUGUUGAGCUACGUGCGGAGGGCAACAGCAGAUUCACUUUCAGCGUCCUUGAAGAUAGUUGCACGCAACACACAGGCGAAUGGGGAAGAACAGUCAUAGAAUACAGAACAAACAAACCAUCUCGCUUACCCAUCCUGGACAUUGCACCCUUGGACAUUGGUGGUGAAGACCAAGAGUUUGGCCUGGACAUUGGCCCAGUCUGUUUCAAAUAAAUGAACUAAAAUUAACUUAAAAAAUAUCCUCUCUUUGCCCAUUCUUUUUUAUUACUGAAAGACUCCUCCCAUUGUUCCAAUCAACCACAUCCAAAAAAAAACUGGGCCAAAGAGAUGGACUGAACUGAGCAUUGUGCAAUGCAAUUAAAUACACUCCAGGGAGGACUCUGAAGUCUUUCACAAAUUUAACAUCAAGUAGUGGAAAAUGUCAGCUUUGUUUUAAGGGAGAAAAAUACAAAAAACCAAAAUAAAAACCGUCAAAGCUUGCACCGUUUUUGGUCUUUGAAUAUCUUCCAUGGAGGAAGUUUAAAACCACAACUUCCACAGGUUUUGACUACCUCAGACAAAAGAGUCUUUGCAUCUCCAUCAAGCAAUAAUGAAAAUACGACGUUUCUAAUAAGCGUCAAUAUAUAAAAGGUGCUAAUAAAGGUGCUCGAAAAUUCCGUGGUGCUAAUAAAGCUUACGACUCACUUUUCCGUA